Helianthus annuus (common sunflower) is the source of this 3310-nucleotide messenger RNA. Its product is annotated as puromycin-sensitive aminopeptidase. NCBI's taxonomy places the organism in Eukaryota, Viridiplantae, Streptophyta, Magnoliopsida, Asterales, Asteraceae. Gene Ontology annotation, biological process: proteolysis. The record is from RefSeq and is a predicted model, not a curated record. Bases 184 to 3123 code for a protein of 979 amino acids. The transcript is spliced from 31 exons. Gene Ontology annotation, cellular component: chloroplast. Gene Ontology annotation, molecular function: zinc ion binding; metallopeptidase activity.
AAUUUCAAAUUAACCCUAUCUUGUAUACCCCUAGUAGCCAGCCACUCUGUCUGUUCUUUCUUGAUUUUAGAAUUUAGGGUUUAUCAAUUCAUUCAUAGUGGUAAGUUUUGGUCAUCUGGGUAUCAUCUUUUUUUAAUUUUUAUUAUACCCUUUUGGCGAAUUUAUCUGAAUCUUGAUUAGUUGAUGAUGGCUCGAUUGAUUAUUCCAUGCAAAGGUUCCAGCUUGCCGAGGACUUGUCUCUUGGGUUUGAUUUCUUCUGCUCAUAUUCAAGGUACUUCCCGUGCUUCAUCUGUGAAAUGUGCAAACACUCUCUCUAAAUACAGACAUUAUCAUAGUUCGCAGAUAAUACAUAGAAGUUGCCGAUUUCCAUACCAUUCUUUACCGAGAACGAGUUUAACAAGGACACUGAUUCGGUCUGUGGCAACUGAACCGGCUGCAAAGUCAGUUGAAGAACCAAAAAUGGACGCCCCUAAAGAAAUCUUUUUAAAAGAUUACAAAUUACCUGAGUACUACUUUGAUACGGUGGAUUUAUCCUUUUCAUUGGGCGAAGAGAAAACGAUUGUGUCUGCAAAAAUCAGCAUUGUUCCUAGAGUUGAUGGUGCUGCCUCUCCGUUGGUCUUGGAUGGGGUUGAUCUCAAGUUGAUUUCGGUCAAAAUUAAUGGCAAUGAACUGAAGGAGGGAGAUUUUCACUUGGACGCAAGACAUCUUAUUCUCACUUCACCUCCAAGCGGGAAUUUUAUCUUGGAAACCGUCACUGAGAUUUUACCACAAAAGAACACAUCAUUAGAGGGUCUUUACAAGUCUUCUGGUAAUUUCUGCACACAAUGUGAAGCUGAAGGUUUCCGAAAGAUAACAUUUUAUCAGGAUCGUCCCGAUAUUAUGGCAAAAUAUACUUGUCGUAUCGAGGCUGACAAGUCACUGUACCCCGUAUUGUUGUCCAAUGGAAACCUUAUUGAGCAAGGAGACCUAGAGGGUGGGAAGCAUUUUGCGCUUUGGGAGGACCCGUUCAAGAAACCGUGCUAUCUGUUUGCGUUAGUUGCGGGCCAGUUAGAGAGUCGAGAUGAUACUUUCACAACGUGUUCGGGUCGUAAAGUUGCCCUGAGAAUAUGGACCCCACCAGAGGAUCUUCCGAAAACCGAGCAUGCGAUGUAUUCCCUCAAAGCAGCCAUGAAAUGGGAUGAAGAGGUUUAUGGACGCGAAUAUGAUCUUGAUAUCUUUAAUAUCGUGUCGGUUCCCGACUUCAACAUGGGAGCCAUGGAGAACAAGAGCUUGAACAUCUUCAAUUCCAAGCUUGUUUUGGCGUCACCUGAAACCGCUACAGAUGCCGAUUACGCCGCAAUUUUGGGUGUAAUUGGUCAUGAGUACUUCCAUAAUUGGACCGGCAACAGGGUGACUUGUCGGGACUGGUUCCAAUUGAGUUUAAAGGAAGGUCUUACCGUUUUUCGUGAUCAAGAGUUUUCAUCUGAUUUGGGAAGCCGUACAGUCAAGCGGAUCGGUGAUGUUUCAAAGCUUCGUAUAUAUCAAUUUUCACAGGAUGCGGGUCCCAUGGCUCACCCCGUUAGGCCUCACUCUUACAUCAAGAUGGACAACUUCUAUACUGUAACGGUGUAUGAGAAGGGAGCCGAAGUUGUGCGCAUGUACAAAACAUUAUUGGGAAGUCAAGGGUUCCGAAAGGGUACGGAUUUGUACUUUCAAAGGCACGAUGGGCAGGCGGUAACUUGCGAAGAUUUCUUUGCUGCUAUGCGAGAUGCUAAUGAUGCAGAUUUUGCUAAUUUCUUGUUAUGGUAUUCACAAGCCGGGACUCCGGUCGUUAAGGUUACGUCUUCUUACAACGCUGAAGCUCACACCUUUUCUUUGAAAUUUAGUCAAACGGUACCGCCUACGCCAGGUCAGCCCAUAAAGGAACCAAUGUUUAUUCCCGUGGCUGCCGGGCUUCUUGAUUCAAACGGCAAAGAUAUGCCGUUAUCAUCGAUUUAUCAUGACGGGAAAUUAGAGUCCGUUGCGUGUGGUGGUCAGCCCGUUAACACCACCGUUCUUAGGGUUACAAAGGCUGAAGAAGAGUUCGUGUUCACUGAUGUGCCCGAAAAACCGAUUCCGUCUCUGCUACGGGGUUACAGUGCUCCUAUACGUCUACACUCUGAUCUCACCGAUAAUGAUCUGUUUUUCCUUCUUGCUCAUGAUUCUGAUGAAUUUAACCGUUGGGAAGCCGGACAAAUAUUGGCAAGGAAUAUAAUGCUUAGCCAAGUAGUUAAUUUCCAAAAGGAUAACGCGUUAGUUCUUGAUCCACAGUUUGUGCACGGUAUUAAAUGCAUUCUUUUGGAUUCGAGUCUUGACAAGGAAUUUAUUGCAAAAGCAAUAACGCUUCCUGGUGAAGGUGAGAUCAUGGACAUGAUGGAAGUAGCCGACCCUGAUGCGGUCCAUGCCGUUAGAAAAUUUAUCAGAAAGCAACUAGCUUCGGAAUUGAAGCAAGAGCUCAUAAACCUGGUGAAAGAAAACAGGAGCACAGAAAAGUACGUAUUUGACCACGCAAAUAUGGCGAGACGGGCUUUAAAGAACACCGCCCUUGGUUAUCUUGCAUCUCUUGAAGAUGAAGAGAUCACGGAGCUUGUGUUGCAUGAAUACAAAACCGCCACAAAUAUGACGGAUCAGUUUUCGGCUCUGGCAGCCAUUGCCCAGAAACCCGGUAAAGCCCGUGAUGAUGCGUUGGCUGAUUUCUAUAACCAAUGGCAGCAUGACUAUCUGGUGGUUAAUAAGUGGUUCGCACUUCAAUCCUCAUCGGAUAUUCCUGGGAAUGUCGAGAAUGUUCACAAACUUUUGUCUCAUCCAGCAUUUGACCUUAAAAAUCCCAACAAGGUGUACUCGUUGAUUGGAGGAUUUUGUGCUUCGCCUGUUAAUUUCCAUGCCAAAGAUGGUUCGGGCUACAAGUUCUUGGGAGAAAUUGUUGUGCAGCUUGACAAACUGAACCCGCAGGUGGCGUCUCGCAUGGUUUCAGCCUUUUCUAGGUGGAAGCGGUAUGAUGAAACUCGCCAAAACCUUGCCAAGGCACAGCUGGAGAUGAUUGUGUCGGCUAACGGGCUUUCUGAGAAUGUAUACGAGAUUGCAUCGAAGAGUUUGGCCGUCUAGGAAGAUUUUUUCUGUCUAUUUAUGAGAAUCAAUUUGGCAAUCAUAUACAAGUGAAUUAGAAUAAACUUUUGUCUGAAACUUUUAAACUAAAAGUAGGUAUGAGCAAUGAUAGGUUAAUAACUGCUUUUAGUUAUUUAGUAUGAAAAAAAAGUGACUGGUUAUAAAAGUUUAAAAGAAAAUUGUUGAA